This is a messenger RNA of Effrenium voratum, 438 nucleotides long. Lineage: Eukaryota; Dinophyceae; Suessiales; Symbiodiniaceae. The record is from the annotation of a GenBank genome assembly.
AUGCUGUCGUACGAGUGCAAUGCCUCAGAGCGACAGCUCCGGGAGGAUCGCGAGCGGGAGCUGCUCCGCCAAGGGAGUCUGGAGCCUUUGGAGCGCCUGGAUGAGGCUCUGAUGGAGAAGUUGACUGACGCGGGCAUGCUGUCUUGGUUGGAAAGCGAGGAGAACCGUGAGCUCCUGUUCCAGUACCUCACCCUCAUAGCGAAGGCCACGGCUUGGUACAAGGAGCCGGCGGAGGUCUAUUUCGCGGCAAAGCGGAAGAUCAUGCUGGCAUCGUUGGAGCUGCCAGAUGCUGCUGAGGUGGUUGCCAAGUUCCUUGAAGAGGAAAUGGCCACCAUCCAGGAAGCGGUGUUCGCCAUGCCCCGAAAGGGCCACUUCCUGCCGAAGCUUUUCGAGCUUACCGAACGCCUGUCACAGGAAGGCUGCGUCCAGCUUGAGUAG